GGGUGGUAGGUUAUUAAUCCCCACUGUUGCUGAGGCCUGCAAUAAAUUCUCCUGUCUGCGUUUUCGGCUUCAUAUGACCGCUUCGAGAGGUGUUUCCAAUUCCGGUGGGAGAUAGUCCAUGAAGUUACUGAACAAAAGUGACGAAUCAUGGGCCCAAGGAAUCAACUAUGGAAUUGUCCUUUUAGGCCCUGCCGCCGGAAAAUUAAAAUAUACCCUCUUGGAUAAACAAGACAUUGAGCUAAUUCAAGAAUAUCAGUUUGAGGCAUUUGUUGAAAUCGAUAAAAAUGGUGAAGGAGCUUGUGUGUAUGCCUUUGUCUAUGAUGCCAACAAAGGAAGGAAAUCAGGAAGAUACCUACACAAUGUGUUGUGGGAGCGUCAUUUUGGUGGAGUCGCACCUCAGUACAAAGUCAUCCAUAAGAAUGGUAUAACUGUAGAUAACCGCCUAGAAAACUUGGCAUUGCACCCCAUCAGUAACAAGUAUACGAAUACGGUGAAUGACAAUAACAUUGAAGAUUCCAUAUACUGGUCUGCCGUUGUUAGAAUGCCUCAUGAAAUAGUUCCAGCUCAAGUGAAGUUGUUUGGCAGUCAGGAGGAAGCUUUGUUAAUGGAUGACGAACGAUACUUCGAGUGCCACUACCCGCCCUGCACGAACAUAGAGAAGAGGCCCCUUGAAUUCAGCAUCUGUGGGCUGUGCCAUGUGACCCGCUACUGUGGUCCCACCUGCCAAACCAGGGACUGGCCCUUCCACAAGCCCACCUGUUCUCAGAAACUACGGCCGGUGCGUCUUCAGAGAUUUCCGGACAGAUGACCGAUCUCGAGGAGCCUCUGGGCGAAGCCAAUGAUCGAUCCUUUGUGCCUGUAGUCAUUUUUUUCGGAACAAAGGAGACUAAUCUCGAGAUUUUUACACGGAUGAGAAUUUUAUACCUAACACGAUGCUUGAUAUUUUAAUACACCUUAACAAGUGAUUCCUUUUAAGGCCACUUUCGCAUAUCGUGGGAUUUGAGAAAAUGGAUCGUGCAGGCAGGUUUUGCACGGUAAUUCGGCAUCGGAGCAAAACAAUUACUGCGCAGGGUGUC
Molecule: messenger RNA, 1076 nt
Organism: Uloborus diversus
Lineage: Eukaryota; Metazoa; Arthropoda; Arachnida; Araneae; Uloboridae
Product: zinc finger MYND domain-containing protein 19-like
Exons: 6
Coding region: 119-808 (229 amino acids)
Source: RefSeq, a predicted model, not a curated record